UUGGUGGACGGUCCCUUGGCGCGCAGGGAGCUGGAGAGGCAGAGCGCAGCCGCCUCUCGGUACAGGUCAGUGCAACAACAUCGCUGCAUGAAUGACAGCGCACUUGACCGACGCAGGGAAACACUUCACCACUUCAUAUGAGCCGUACGAGCGCCUCGUCUGUCUGAGCUGGUUUACCUCACCUCACUUCACGGAUAAACGCCCGAAGCCACCCUACAGCCGCCCGAGCGAGACAUGUCACCGUGAUGUUACAGCCUCCAUCUUCGCUGCAAUAAAAACCAUGAAGAGAUAACCGGCUUGUGGAGCUCACAGCAGAGGAGCUGACGGUAAAUGAGAGGCCGUCACCAUGCCCCCGGGGAAGUAUGGGAUGCAGGAGGAAUGGGAGAAGGAGGGGGACCAAGGGAUCGUGAUGGACUUCCUGCUGCCUACUGGGAUAUUCCUCAAAUUCCCUGUGUCUCGAAAUGACACCAUCAAAAGCAUCAAAAAAAUGGUUUGGAAAAAUGCCAGAAGCGAGGCCCUGUUCAGUGCACUGGGUGAUCCCGACGCAUACGUCUUCACCUGCAUCAACCAGACAGCCGAGAGGGAGGAACUGGAGGAGGAAUCAAGGCGUAUAUGCGACGUGCGACCCUUCAUGUGUGUUCUCAGGCUGGUGGCAAGAGAGGGUGACCGAGUGGAGAAGCUCACCAACACCCAAAUCAGCCUGUUAAUUGGCAAAGGUUUGCAUGAGUUUGAGGCCCAGAAGAACCACGAGGUGAAUGAGUUUCGGACUAAGAUGCGCACGUUUUGCGAAGAGAAGGCUCAGGAGCGGCAGAUGUUGCAUUGGCAGCAGUGGAUGGAAUACAGCUUCCCAUGUGACCUGGAGCCAUGCUGCUCUCUGCCAGUGUGUGCGAGCGCAAAGUCAAAAAACAGCAAGAUUUUCAUCAACGUCAAGUUUGAGGCUUCUGAUGAAAGUUUCAUGCUGCAGCAGGACCCUCAGGACUUUCCAGUGGCUCUGAUGAAAAGCGCCCUGAAGAAGAAGGCAACAGUCUUUCGCUCAGUGCGUCAGGAGCCUGAGGACUACACCUUACAAGUCAACGGGACCUGGGAGUUUAUCUAUGGGAAACAUCCCAUGUGCCAGUUCAAAUACAUUUUCUCAUGUUUGAGAAACGGCCAAAACCCUCAUUUAACCAUGGUGCACCACUCCACCAUCAGCAAGUACCAAGAGGAGCAGGGCAGAAUGUGCAGCCAGGCAUACAAGAGUCGGUCCUUGUCCAGACCUCCUCCACUGCCUCUGAAGAAGCAGAAUACCUCCUCUCUGUGGUCCAUCAAUGAGCCUUUCUAUAUUCACCUGCUGCAGGGCAGCCGAGUCAAUGCAGACGAAGGAAUGAAGCUUGUGGUGCAGGCUGGUCUGUUCCAUGGCAGCGAACUGCUCUGUAAGGUGGUGACAAGCUCUGAGGUGACAGUGUGCUCUGAGCCACUGUGGGAUCAGAAGCUGGAGUUUGACAUAAACGUGGCUGACCUGCCUCGCAUGAGCCGCCUGUGCUUCGCUCUCUAUGCUGUCAUUGAGAAAGCCAAGAAACCCCGCGGCACCAAAAAGAAGAAUAAGAAAGCGGAUUGUCCCAUAGCCUGGGUGAACACCAUGGUGUUUGACUACAAGGACCAGCUGAAGACUGGGGAGUUCCUCUUGUCGACAUGGCCAUCUGUUCCUGAUGACAAAGGCGACCUGUUGAACCCGAUGGGAACAGUCGAGAAGAACCCCAAUGUGGACAGCGCUGCUGGGCUUCUCAUUCGCUUCCACAACAUCAGGCAACAUCCUCUCUAUUACCCUCCACUUGACAAGAUAAGUGAUGUAGAGAAGAACGGGGAUGCACCUUUUGCUACGAAAGAAGAGUACAUGAAGCUGAAAGAAAUCAUGGACAACAAAAACUACACCGAGUUCUUCGAGGAUGAGAAGGAGCUCUUGUGGAAGCUUCGUGCAGAAGUCCGCAACCAUUAUCCUGAAAGUCUGUCCAAGCUGCUCCUCAUCACCAAGUGGAAUAAGCGUGAGGAUGUAGUUCAGAUGGUGAGCUUACUGAGAAACUGGCCAGACCUCCCAGGCAUCCACGCCUUGGAACUCUUAGACUAUAGUUUUCCCGACCCAACGGUCCGUUCUUUCACCAUCAGAUGCCUCAGGAAGCUCAGUGAUGAUGAACUGCUACAGUACCUAAUCCAGCUGGUCCAGGUUUUGAAGUACGAGUCCUAUCUUGACUGUGACCUCACCACUUUCCUGCUAGAGAGAGCUUUGUCCAACAGGAGGAUAGGACACUUUCUGUUUUGGCAUCUAAGGUCAGAGAUCCACGUGGCGUCUGUGAGUUUGCGUUUUGGCCUGAUUCUGGAGGCUUACUGCAGGGGAAACAUCUGCCACAUUAAGCUCUUAACCAAACAGAACGAGGCUCUGGGCAAAAUGAAAGCCCUGAGUGACUUCGUCAAGUCAGGCUCCCAGAAAAUGACAGUGGACGACCUGAAGCUGUGCAUCAGACAGGAGUCUUACCUGGAGGCCCUGUCAGACCUGCUGUCACCACUCAACCCCAGCAUCAUCCUCGCUGAGAUCUGUGCAGAUAAGUGCAGGUUUAUGGACUCCAAGAUGAAGCCACUGUGGCUGCUGUAUAAGAACCCAUUGGCUCAAGGAGACAUGGUGGGCAUCAUCUUCAAGAAUGGAGAUGAUCUUCGACAAGACAUGUUGACCCUCCAGAUGAUCCAACUCAUGGAGAAUCUAUGGAAGAAAGAAGGCCUGGAUCUCAGGAUGAUCCCGUAUGCCUGCCUCUCCACUGGGAACAAGAUGGGGCUCAUUGAGGUAGUGAAAAACUCAGACACCAUCGCUAAUAUCCAGCGUAACAGCAGUAACAGUGCCGCCACUGCUGCCUUCAACAAGGAUGCCCUGCUCAACUGGCUCAAAUCUAAGAAUCCUGAGGAAAAACUUGAUAAAGCAAUAGAAGAGUUCACACUGUCCUGUGCUGGCUACUGUGUAGCUACCUACGUCUUGGGGAUUGGAGAUCGUCACAAUGACAAUAUCAUGAUCAGGGAAACUGGACAGCUCUUCCACAUUGACUUUGGGCAUUUCCUGGGUAACUUCAAGCGGAAACUUGGGAUCAACAGGGAACGUGUGCCUUUCAUCCUGACUUAUGAUUUUGUCCAUGUGAUCCAGCAAGGACGGACAAACAACAGUGAGAAGUUUGAGAGGUUCAGAGGAUACUGUGAGCGGGCCUAUAAGAUCCUGUGUCGGAAUGGGACACUGUUCGUCAACCUCUUUGCGAUGAUGAAGGCAGCAGGACUACCAGAGCUCACUUCCUUCAAAGACAUCCAGUAUCUAAAGGACUCUUUAGCUUUGGGUAAAUCAGAGGAAGAGGCACUGAAGAAUUUCAAAGUGAAGUUCAACGAAGCUCUGCGGGAGAGCUGGAAGACGAAGGUCAACUGGAUGAUGCACUCCCUGGCCAAAGAUAACAGACCGUGAAGAACACUGCACCAAGAGAACCUGAAGACCAAAAACUACGGAUUUUAACUUAUGGAGAAAAAAGGGAAGAAAACACAAUCAAGUAUUUUAAAUUACUAAUGGCAUUCAAAGACACUCAGCAAAUGUUUACAUCUGACUGGCCUGUCUGUGGUACAUAACGACUAAGUGGAAGCGUCCAAAGACAAUGAUAUAAUCAUGGAACAUCAUUUCAACACAGAUAUUUUCACAGUGACGGAAACCCAUCACACUCAUCUUUCUCACAUCAAAUAACUGAAUGCCUUUGCCUUGAGGACAUAUCAACAAAAAUUAUAGACUACACUUUUUUUUUCUUUUUGGUGUGAUAAGAUCGCUACUUGAAAACUCGUGCAAGAAGUGUCAUGAGUCACUGAAACAGAAGCAGGGACUGAAAGUUCAUCUCAUUGACUGCAUUACUCACCAGGGAGCAAACUGCAAAGAAACAUUAUGAUGACUUUAGACGACAUCGUUCAGUCACGGAGUACAAUAACAAGGCAGCAGUUUCACCUCAAGUCUUUUGUAAGGUUUACACCCUAGGUGGCUGUGUCAUUUCCUCUCAUUUCAACAGCCUCUUUGCAAUUGUGUUUUUAUUGUAUUUUAUUUUAUUGUAUUUAAUUUAAUUUGGUAAGUCUGAAGUACUUGUAAAAAGUCAUGAAGGAUAUUUUAAAAAGACGUGUUUUACUGCUGUAUCACUUAUUGACGUGUAAUAUUGCCUUGAAGUACAGUUUGUUGCCUUUGUAGUGCUACUUGUCAGGAAGAAUUGUAACAAAUUAUUGUUCAGACGGGCAAAUAACUUUAAAUGGGACCUUUAUUUUGAUAACAUCCCUGUGUACUAGGCUGCGUUACCCAGCCGACUCUUACCAAACAGCUUUUACGCAUUAAAGGAAUAUUUUGACAUUUUGGUAAAUAUGCUCAUUUGCUUUUUUGCUGAGAGUUAUUUUAAAAUUUAAAGCUAAAGCUAACAGUUUUUAAUGUAACACAAAAACUGGAAACGGGGUAACAGCUGUCUGAAUGUAACAACUAACAUCUAAUGAACAGACUCUGUGUUGUUUGUUGAUGUGUAGAAAAACUGAAGUGUAAAAAGGAAGUUAGACACAUAAACCUUCCGUAAAACCACAACCUUUUAGAGGUGCUGGUAGGUUGUUUUGGUUUUUUUUGCAUUUGGACAGAGCCAGGCUAGCAGUUCCCUCUAUUUCCAGUCUUUAUACUGAGCUAGGCUAAAUGUCCCCUUCAUAUUUAAUGAACAAAUAUGAAAAUGGUUUCACUCUUCUAACUCUCAGAAAGAAGGUAAAUAUAUGUAAUUGCCUAAAGUAUUCCUGUGAUGACAGCUACCAUAUAAGCAAAUCAAAAAGAGAUGAUCUCAGGCACUUGGCAAAGAUACCAUAUAGAUUUUUGGUCAAAGGAUCAGAUGAAUGAUGAAUUCAUGAGGCAUUAAGACCCAAAUAAGUAAAAAUUCUGUGGACCUAUAUAAGCCAUAGACUUGUGGUUGCAUUUCUCAAAAUGUGUUACUGAGCACAUGGCUCUUUUGAAAGUGUAAAUCUGGACCAUGUGUAUUAUCUCAGAUGAUGCAGCCUGUGUCUGCAUGUGUAUGUGUGUGUGUUAUUUUCUAAUAUUUAAGUUAUACACUGUAAUUCUCAUUGCAUUUUUGGAACUGAUGUGCCAGGUGCCAUGAAAGAGAUUUCAUGCUUGUAGUGUCAAACACUGCUAUACUUUGAUAUCUGAUGCCAUGCAAAACGGUGUUUGUCUGUUCAAGUGAGUCCUUGUGCGCUAUAUGAUUUCAUUUUCAUGGCGUGUUCAGAUUAUUUUACAGGCUGUGUAUCUUGCUGUCAGUCCUGAAAGGAAGAUGGUGCGCUUUUCAAUAGCCUUUUUUAUUUAGAAGUUAAAAAAUAUGUCUACAAUUUGUAUGAGUCUCUGUACAAUGACGACUUCUACAGAAGAGCAACUGUAGCUGUAGAUUACACAACAAGAAGAUUUAAAAAGCUACUCAGAGAUUCACUGUUGAAUAGACUUUUAAUAUGAGUCAUCAGUGUCCCUCAGUAUGGGCUUAGCUAAACACUGCUGCUUCAAGCUUCUUUAAGCCAAGAGAUGUCUUAAGAGUUGAUGGGCCACCUUUGCAAAUUGUAAAAUUUACUGCUGUUGCCUUUUCAACUGAUUGUAAUUAAUGAAAUCUAUCAAAUGGUACAAAACAUUUAAGAUUUGGACCUCAUUUUCAUGUGUGCAGCUAAAGCAGAUAAACCAUUCUGACCUGUCCUUUAUCUGCAUCCUGUUUUUACAUUUGUUUCACUUGCUGUUGGGAGGGAAACGCACACUCAAUAAACAGUUUGCAACAGCA
Molecule: messenger RNA, 5816 nt
Organism: Larimichthys crocea (large yellow croaker)
Lineage: Eukaryota; Metazoa; Chordata; Actinopteri; Sciaenidae
Gene: pik3cd
Product: phosphatidylinositol-4,5-bisphosphate 3-kinase, catalytic subunit delta
Exons: 23
Coding region: 347-3469 (1040 amino acids)
Biological process (GO): phosphatidylinositol-mediated signaling; cell migration; phosphatidylinositol 3-kinase/protein kinase B signal transduction
Cellular component (GO): phosphatidylinositol 3-kinase complex; cytoplasm; plasma membrane
Molecular function (GO): 1-phosphatidylinositol-4-phosphate 3-kinase activity; 1-phosphatidylinositol-3-kinase activity
Source: RefSeq, a predicted model, not a curated record